Pomacea canaliculata is the source of this 4719-nucleotide messenger RNA. RefSeq lists its product as uncharacterized. Gene Ontology annotation, cellular component: cytoplasm. The coding region runs from base 1 to 3420 and encodes 1139 amino acids. NCBI's taxonomy places the organism in Eukaryota, Metazoa, Mollusca, Gastropoda, Architaenioglossa, Ampullariidae. The record is from RefSeq and is a predicted model, not a curated record. The transcript has 6 exons.
AUGACAGACUUCAAGAAAGGGCAUUUUGUUCUUGUGUGUGGCACAAUAGGAAUCAGUUGCAAGAAUGUGGUAAGUCUGUCAAAGGCACCCUGGGUGGCUGUUUGUGAUUUUGAUUUUUAUGGAAGAGAUUGUGGUCUUCUGGGCAUGCUGGAGGAAAGUAUCAAAAAGAAAAGAAGUCUAAGUCUUAAGACAUGGUGCCAUGCUCCAACAUCCUUUGGAGAAAAGAGUACACAGUGGUGGUGCUUGCGAGGUCGCAGGGAUGAGCCAGACAGCAUAAAAGCCAGUGAAGCCUCAACUCAUGUUCAUUGGUUUCAAAGAAAUGAAACCAAAACUUGUCCUUUGUCUUACAGAACAAUCCAUGCAGAAUCACUGAACGUCAAAUCCUUGCAGAAUGACUUUAAAGGUAAUAUCGAGACAUUUUGCAUUGACCUUGGUGAACUCUGCAGUGAAAUUAACCUAAUUUUUGAGAAUGAUGUUCAGCAGGCAACUAAUGCAUACCUUCUUCCAGCAGCAGAUGGGGCAGAAAUCAUCAGCCUCUCAGAAGAAGAUUAUGCAUGGCUUAAGCAGGAUCUUGAAAUACUGUUCUUACAAAAUCCUUAUCCAGUAAAGGAAAAAAUUAGCUCAGAAAAAGAAACAUUCUUUCGUGGAGGAAGUUUACCAUGGCAUGUGUGGUACCUCACAGAAGAGUACUCAAUGGAUGUGAAGCGCAGCAGCUCAGAUGAUGUUAAGAAACACAUAGAAAAGACCUACAUUCAAGAAUUUAAACGUGGGAUUGUUACAAUCAGUCAUGCUCCAGGAUCUGGUGGAUCCACCAUGGCACAACGUAUUCUCUGGGACUUGCAUAAAACAGCACCAUGUGUACAGGUGAGAUUGCGAUCUGGGUCACCAUUGGAAGAGUUAGCAGAACGCCUAAGGUCCUUGUGUAGCAAGACUCAUCUACCAGUGGUAGCGCUGAUUGAUGGAGAAGAUAUGCCACGCUUAAAACAGCUGUCCAUGCUUCUGCAAGAUACAUAUGUUGUCAUUCUGCAUGUACAGAGAUAUCCUUUUCUGAUGAGCGAUCGGAGAAAACCAGACCUGACCAAAAGUGAAUUUAUUUUAAGGGGCACUGUAACAAAACCGGAAUCAAGUGGUUUGGUGGCCAAGUUUAGCAAGGUGUGUGAUGAAGACCAAAAGAAGACAAAAGCUCUGAAUGAUCUUAAUAUGGAUGUCCAGGAAGGCAUUGAUCAUCAGAUGUAUGAAUAUGGAAUGACAGUUUUUAGCCAUGAGUUCAAAGGUGUCCGUUCAUACGUAAAAGGAUACCUUCAGCUCGAACAAAAUGUUGGAGAAAUGUUACCAUGGCAGAAAUGUGUUGGUUUCCUCUCACUUGUAUUUUACUAUGGGCAUACAUCAAUGCCUUGCCAGUUUUUUUCUCGGAUUCUGGGUUAUGAACCUGAUGUUAAGCUAGACAUUGAUGACCUUCCUUCAGAGAUGACAGUGUUUGUGGUUCCAGACACAAAUGAGGGAAGAGGGCAACACAUUCGCAUCAUCCACUACAUUAUUGCUAAAGAAAUUCUUGAACAGAUUCUGAACAGAGUGGAUAGCCCUCCCGAAAGUCAUGGGAUGAGUGAAAGACUGAGCUAUGGGGCAAAACGAAACUUAAAAAAGUUUUGCCUGGAUUUCAUCAGUCACACUUCAUCAAAAAAUAGAAAGGGUUCAAAUUCAGUCACAGCCCAGUCAAUAGUAUCCAUUCUUACGAGAACAUUUAUUUUCCGUGACAAUAAAUAUGGUGAUGACACAGAUGAGGCAGAGACAAGCAUGAAGAAGAAAGGAAGGGAUAAUUUUUCACAAAUUGUUAAUGAUGUAGAUGCACAUCCGCCAUUUACUGGGCGCAUUGAAGUGGUGGAAAAGCUGUGUGAAGCUUUCCCAGGGGAUCCUAAUUUCAGAGCCCAUUUGGGUCGUAUUUACUCUUUCUGUAGACCAGAACAAGAAAAAGAAAUCGAAAAACAUUUUCAGAUAGCUCUAAAGCUAUGCAAUGAUAGAAAAGGACAAAGAAAGCCCACUGAAAUAGAAGACAGCUUGAAACUAACUUUGAUGCAUGUCUACCAUAUGUAUGGAAUGGUGUUUGUUCGCCGGAUCUCUAAAUAUGUGGAUAAGAGUUCAGAAGUCUCCACACAGAAAGCCCCAUUUGAUGAAAGAUUGGAUGAGAUUAUUCAAAAUGCAGUCAAAGCAUGUGAAUAUUUUGAACUGUCGAGAUCUUACACACAACCAGGGUGUGAAGAUACGUACACAUACAUUGAUGAAAUUAGAGUUCGGCUGAAAGCUUGUGCUUUUAUUCGGAGCAACUUUGAGGGUGGACUGACAGCAUACUUGUCCAGCAGUAGCACUGAUAAAAACAAAAAGUUUGUUACUGACAGUGUGGUGGAGAUUGAAGAUCUUAUCAUGGAAUGUCACAGUGUGCUUGAUACUUCUGAUAUGUCAAUGUUGUACAAGAUGGAAAACUGGUUUAGAAACCUUUUCAUGCCAUGUACAUCACAGUUGAUGGCAUAUGUAACAGACAAUGAUCUGAAUUCACUGAGGUUGAAUAUCAUGGUCCGCAAGCUGAAUGUUACAUUUUCUGACAAUUUCAUGUCAGUAGAACAUAAAAUGCCACCAGCUCAAGUCAACAGUUUAGUAAAGGAUCUGGAGAUUAUUAUCUGCAACAAAGAUAUGCCGAAACGAAGAUUGGAAGUGACCUACCUCAACUGGCUGUCAGAAAUUCGAAACCCAAAUUGCAAAGUUUACAACCUGGAGACAGUUCUAGAGCAUGUGAGAAACUGGAGAAGUACAAUCAACAGUCCCAAAUCUACACUCUACCUCUUCAUUAUUCAGAGUCUUAUUGGUUUUGGCAGUAAAACACAGCCAGGUAAUACAGAGUGCUUAACAGAGGCUCUUGAACUUCUGCGUGGAGAAAUUCUUAAGAAAAGGAACUUAAUGUUUCGCCCAAAAUAUCCACGUGAAUGGCUGGGAAGGUUAGACAUCGAAGGCAUUCGACGCUUGGUGCCCAGCAAAGCUGUGGAAUAUGAUACUCAUCGAAAAAUAAAAGACAUUUCCCGAGCUAAAUUAGCUACCUGCAAAGGUACCAUCAGGCAGAAGAACGAUAACAAGUUGGCUGGCUAUGUUGACCUUGAUCUCCAUGGGAAUGGAAGCUUGGUUGAAGUAUUUUAUAUUCCUGUCAGGGCUGGCUUGGAAGGUUCUCGAUAUGCAGGAUAUCGAGUGCAGUUCCACUUGGCUUUCACAAUGGAACAUGGAUACGAAGCUUUUGAGGUUGAGCUGCUGAAGAAGUACCAGUGUCACAAAUGUCCUCUUAAAGUUGAGAUUAUGAGAGAUGAAGAUGAAGCCAAGUGCAGAUGUGGAGCUUGGAUCGCCAAAAGUGUUUACACAGAAGCCUCUGAUGACAGCUAGAGAUCUAUGUUUACGAGGCGAAGACUUGUUGGAGAAAGUACCGGUAUAUAAUGGGUAAACUAAAUUUGGACAUUACUGACUUUUAUUGUUUAUAAAAUAUGUUAAUUGUUCUUUUCAUAUACCAACCAAUACACUUUUAAAAUGCUAUAAUCUAAAUGGAUAGUCGAGUUAUCUCUUUAGUUGUAAUGUAGAACUUGACUGAAAUCAGUCUGGAUAAUAUACUUCUAUAUGCAUAGAUGCUUAAAAUGUGGUUGUAUUUUCUUCAAACAUGGACUUAUCUUUUGUUAAUGUGUGAUAAACUCUCAUGAUUGUACCAAAAAUUGUCUGAAAGAAGGUGCUGACCAAGAGAUCAAUUAAUAAGCCAUGAGAAUAUAAGACUGAACAUAAGUAUUUUAUGAGUAUAGGAGUAUAGUUUUUAAAUAAUCUGCUUUCUCUAAGACUGCUUUGCAAGACAUCUAUAGUGCAGGGGUUGUUACAAAAGAUAGCGUCAACAGUUUUGAUAUUUUCACCAUAAAUGGAUGCUGUAUGUAUAUAUGCUUUAUAAAGAAAUGACAGCUUUGUUUUGUAUUAUAAUAUUUCCAAGAAAUUCCAGCUGUUUUUGCUAUGACAUAGUGUAAAAUACCCCCAUCCCCCAAAAGAAGAGUCCCAUAGUGUAUUUUUGUUUGUCAUUGGUUUCUAUACAUUUACAAGAGAAGUUGAGUUUAUGAAUUUACAGACGUAUGAAAAAAAAGUGAUUUAAACAACCCACCUUUGAUCAGGAGAAAGACUGAGCAUUAUUGCUUUUUCUAUUAUUUUUAUUCCAUACAUUUCCCCAAGCAGCAAAGGAAGAUUGGGGACACAUUACAUCAAUGUCACGAUCUUGGUGGGGGCGCAUGUAGAAUUUAGGCAUGGGCCCAGGGCGAAAAUGAAAAAGGGCUAUACAUUGGGGAGGGGGGGGCAACAUCUUUUUUACCUCUGAAUGUGGUGUAGUACCCCUAUGUCACCCAUGUAUAUUUGAGAAGUCCUAGCUCAUUCUGGAUGUUUUCCAGGUAGGUCUCAUAUACUUUUAGACAUAAUUUUAUUCUUGUUGUAUUAUUGAUAUGUUUCCCAGGUAGGUUCCACAUGGCUUUUUGGGGUGUUGUAUUGUUAUAUCCCAAUUUAUUUUUCUCAGACAAAAUGAAAAAUGUGGCAAUUUUUGCAAUAAAUGAUUUUAAAAUAUUUUAACCUUUAGCACCAGAAAAGCAGACAAUGCUAGAAAAAUUAAAAAUGUUAUUGUUUCCAUUUUUAACAUUUACUGAAGUAGAAAUCAAAAUAUCAGAC